Plasmopara halstedii is the source of this 1773-nucleotide messenger RNA. Its product is annotated as mrna cap guanine-n7. Gene Ontology annotation, biological process: 7-methylguanosine mRNA capping. The coding region runs from base 1 to 1773 and encodes 590 amino acids. Gene Ontology annotation, molecular function: protein binding; mRNA 5'-cap (guanine-N7-)-methyltransferase activity. The transcript is spliced from 5 exons. The record is from RefSeq and is a predicted model, not a curated record. Gene Ontology annotation, cellular component: nucleus. NCBI's taxonomy places the organism in Eukaryota, Oomycota, Peronosporomycetes, Peronosporales, Peronosporaceae.
AUGGGAACGUUGAUGGUGACUGAGGAGCCCCUGCCGCCUGAGUGGGAGGUGGCUAUAUCGCGCUCAAAGAACAUGCCAUACUACUACAACGUACAUACUAAAAAGGUUUAUUGGGUAGAUGAUGAGCUUCCACGUGGCUGGUCACAUCAAUUCGAUCGCAAUGGCCGCCGCUUUUACUUUCAUGUCAAGGACAAGAAUGCCACCAUCUCGUAUGACAAGCCUGUACUUCUACAAAAGGAUAGUAACUCCCCACAGUUUCAAGUAAUUAACGAAGUAACAUCCCCAGAGCCACUUCCUGUUCCUGCUCCAUCCUACGAUGAUGCAAAGUCACCUCAAGCGCUUUCCCCUGGUGGAUGCGAUCCACCGCAGCUUAUAACGAAAAAGUCGAACUCACUGAUGGAUUUAUUGAGUCCUGGACCUCCUGCUUUAAAUGCAGGACAACCUUUCGAGUCUCCGCACGUCGCAGUGCCGCUUUCGAGAACAAUGAACAUCUCGAAUUUGGUAUCAAGUUCAGAGCAGCCGCAGCACAGUAACGAAAGAGAAGAUACAAACAAGAACUUGUUAGCAAGAAGUUAUGAAGACGAAAAAGAGAAAGAUCCGGAUGCUGCCGCCGCAUUCUAUAAUCAAUUACAGCGACGUGCACAAAGUGACAGAGCAGACAGUUUGCUGUUUCAUAUGCGCGCUUUAAAUAAUUGGGUCAAGUCGAUAUUGAUCAAUGAAUUCUCGCGACAUGAAGGUGACUGUGUGUUAGAUCUAGCUUGUGGCAAAGGUGGUGAUUUAAUGAAGUGGACCAAGAGAAAUCUUGCCAUGUACGUUGGUGUAGAUAUUGCUCAAAAGUCGCUCGAAGAUGCUGUUGAGCGAUACGCUUCAUUUUUACGAAAUGGACGUGAUCGAGAAGGAAAGAAAACAGUAGUGCAGUUUAUUCAAGGUGAUUUGGGAAUUGUUGACUUACUACGAGAUGAAAUGCACUGCUGGAAUGAGCAGAAAGGAUGGCAUGAUGCAGUACCGUUGUUGAACUGGGCGGUAGGCAGCUUUCAUAUUGUUUCGGUACAAUUUUCAUUUCACUAUAUGUUUGGUGAUGCACAACGCGCGAAUCGCUUCUUUUCUACCGUGCAUGAGCUUCUUGCAGAUGGUGGCGUUCUCAUUGCAACAACUGUGGAUCCGAAUAUGUUACUGAUGAAAUACUAUCAGGGAUUACGGCCUCCUCAAAAGGAAAAGGAGGACCAAGACGCAAAUGUGCCUGAUGUGAGCAUUCGGGACGAAAAAGAUCGCGAAAUGUGCUGCAUUCGAUUUGAUGCCGCUACACGAGCAGAGCUGUCAGGACCUAAUGCCGCUGCGGAAGGCACUUUUGGUUUGCGGUAUAACUUCACGCUGCGUGAUCAAGUUGAGGAUGAUACUGAAGGUGGCGGGAGUCAAGCCGUCGAUUUACCGGAAUAUUUAGUCCCAGAUGAUCUGUUAGCAAAGCUCUUACGAGAACACGGCUUUGAGCUUCUUUUAAAGCAGAAUUUUCACCGCUUUAUUCAACAGCGCAAAGACCAUGAUCGUAAUCGCUCGCUAUUGGAAAAGAUGCACGUGACUAACAUUCGUGGCUCUAUAUCGGACGCUGAGUGGGAAAUUGCAGGCCUUUACCAACUUUCGUUUGUUCACCGCCUUGCUUUACUUUAUGCGUAUGCACUUUGUGGCCAUGCUACGACGAUCUAUCCUAAGCACAUGGUUAAAGAGUUUGGUGUUCAGAGGACAAGUAAGAUAAAUGGACAGUGUGAACUGCAGUGA